GAUGGUGAACAACACAGACGCAGCAUUAUGCCAAAGGUUACAUACACUUUCACAGACUCAGGAAGACUGUAGUAUAUUGCCAAGCUGACAUAAGGAGACAGAGAUUGGAGUCUGGGCACUGAGGGAACUUUACAGGAUUAGUAUGGGAUGUGCAAACUCUAGGGGAAAAAAUGGUACCCUUGAACAGACACAAAAUCACACAGCCCACAAAAACAGAUAUACCAGAGAGCCAACUCAGCAAGGACCAAAUACAAAGAAUUCCUCUCUACUGCCUGGACAGGAUCUGCAGAGUAUAGAUGACGCCAGUGCAAAACAGAAGGUCGUGGUUGCUUUAUACGCAUAUGAAGCUGGAAAUAAGACUCACCUGUCUUUCAAAAAAGGAGAGAAACUCCAAGUAUUGGAAGACAAUGGUGACUGGUGGAGAGCUAAGUCUCUGGCCUCUGGCAAAGAAGGCCUGAUACCUUACAAUUAUGUGGAGGCAGAAGAAAGCAUAGAGUCAAAUGAUUGGUACUUUAAGAACAUCCCCAGAAGAGAUGCAGAGAGAUACCUGCUGGCUCCUGCUAAUAAACCAGGUGCCUUCCUCAUCCGAAAGAGUGAGACUACUGAAGGGUGUUACUCCAUGUCAGUGCGGGACGUGAGUGCUAACGGUUCAGCUGCGGUAAAACAUUAUAAGAUCCGUCCAUUGGAUGAUGGAGGAUUCUACAUUUCCCCAAGAGUCACCUUCAAAAAAAUGGAUGAACUCAUCAAGUACUAUGAGAAACAAGCUGACGGAUUAUGUCGGCGAUUAGGCAAACCGUGUGUGAAGCCAAAAGCAGAAAUUCAGUGGGAUGAAGAUGCAUGGGAGGUUUCAAAAGAAAAUAUUCGGAUGGUCAAGAGACUUGGAGCUGGUCAGUUUGGAGAGGUCUGGUUGGCCAUUUAUAACAACACCACCAAGGUGGCAGUGAAGACUCUGAAGCCUGGCACUAUGUCAGUGGAGGCAUUUCUGCAGGAGGCUAACCUGAUGAAAACUCUUCGGCAUGACCGCCUGGUCCGCCUCUUCGCCGUAGUCACCAAAACAACGCCCAUCUACAUCAUCACAGAGUUCAUGGCUAAUGGUAGCUUGCUGGAUUUUCUGAAGAGUCCACCAGGCAGAAAAAUACAGCUGCCUAAACUGAUCGACUUUGGCGCUCAGAUUGCAGAGGGCAUGGCCUACAUCGAGAAGAUGAGCUACAUUCACAGAGACUUACGAACUGCUAACAUUCUAGUCAGCGAGAGCCUGCUGUGUAAGAUCGCUGACUUCGGCCUGGCGAGAGUCAUUGAAGAAAAUGAAUACUCAGCCAGUGAAGGUGCUAAAUUCCCCAUUAAGUGGACGGCACCAGAGGCUAUAAAUUACGGUUCUUUCACUAUAAAAUCGGAUAUGUGGUCUUUUGGCAUCCUGCUCUACGAGAUCAUCACUUAUGGGAGAAUACCCUACACAGGUUUGAGCAAUGCUGAAGUGAUGGCGAGAGUGCAGCGAGGAUAUCGGAUGCAGCGGCCUGAAAACUGCCCCAACAAGCUGUAUGACAUCAUGGCUUCAUGUUGGAAAGCCAAGCCUGAGGAGCGGCCCACCUUCGACUACAUGCAGAGCGUCCUGGAGGAUUACUUUACUGCCACUGAGGACCAGUAUCAGCAACAGCCAUGAGACAAAGUGACAAAGGACCAGAACACACUGACAGUGGACGGAGCCUCAGACUGACCUUUUUGCAAACAAGCCUGUUUGGCAGCUUCUUUCAAUGCCUGACAUUAUGAAAAUGCUCACAGACACAAAUUUCCUGGCAGCUCAAUCCAUAGUAGAACAGUUGUUUAAGUCAUCCCUGCAAUCUGGAUUAGGAUGGGUCUCUGAGAAAUUCAGCUCACUUAAGCAUCUGGAAAAAAGGACUUGAAAGUAGGUUUCGGCCCUACUGCGCUAUGGUAUUGUGCUGACCUUUUUAGAGGUGAAGCUCCUCGUGGGGGCUUGUAACUCACCCACAAGAAGGAGCUAUUUUGGUGGUUCGCAAGAGUGGUGCUUUGUGAAGGGAUACCGUGGCCAAGUUUUUCUCCUAUCAAGACACCAAAUUCACCCAAAAAAUCUCCUCCAAAAGAAACUCGGACUGAACAGAGAAAUGAAUGGGAGACCAAGAAUGUUCCAAACAAAUGACAAUUCAUGACAACAUUUUGCUGUCUGCCUCAAUAACCUGCUGAAGCAGCCUCACACCAAGCAAAUAUUAGUAUGUGCUUCCCAGGAAGUCCAUUUUUUUUCAAUUCACACAGAAGUAAACAGGCUGGCCUUCUGUAGCAACUGAUCUUGGCUAUUGGUAAUGUCUUGUUUCUCCAUUUCUCCUCUGGCACAAGUUUCAUUUCACAGCCUUAAUGUCACUUCAGAGGUCCCUGGCACCAACCUCCCAAGGACAGAGUGGUUAAUAAUACAUACAGGUCUGGCCAGCAUUCACAAGUGGUGCAAGUAGCGCAA
Colossoma macropomum (tambaqui) is the source of this 2467-nucleotide messenger RNA. Its product is annotated as tyrosine-protein kinase Lyn-like. The coding region runs from base 143 to 1660 and encodes 505 amino acids. Gene Ontology annotation, molecular function: ATP binding; non-membrane spanning protein tyrosine kinase activity; signaling receptor binding. The record is from RefSeq and is a predicted model, not a curated record. Gene Ontology annotation, biological process: cell surface receptor protein tyrosine kinase signaling pathway; cell differentiation; innate immune response. The transcript is spliced from 13 exons. Lineage: Eukaryota; Metazoa; Chordata; Actinopteri; Characiformes; Serrasalmidae. Gene Ontology annotation, cellular component: extrinsic component of cytoplasmic side of plasma membrane.